Pistacia vera is the source of this 3750-nucleotide messenger RNA. RefSeq names its product ABC transporter B family member 15-like. The coding region runs from base 1 to 3750 and encodes 1249 amino acids. Gene Ontology annotation, biological process: transmembrane transport. Gene Ontology annotation, molecular function: ABC-type transporter activity; ATP hydrolysis activity; ATP binding. The transcript has 7 exons. The record is from RefSeq and is a predicted model, not a curated record. NCBI's taxonomy places the organism in Eukaryota, Viridiplantae, Streptophyta, Magnoliopsida, Sapindales, Anacardiaceae. Gene Ontology annotation, cellular component: membrane.
AUGUGUGGAAAAAGAAAAGGCGGCGAGGUGAAGAGAAAGAAGGGGUCUGUUCUAUCGAUUUUCAUGCAAGCAGACGGUGUGGAUAUGUUGUUGAUGGUUCUGGGAUUCAUCGGAGCCGUUUGCGAUGGCUUCACUACUCCUGUACUGGUGUUUGUAAUGGGUAAAUUGAUGAACAGUUUUGGCUCUGUGUCAACUGAUAAUCUAAAGUCGUUCACUCAUGACAUUAACAAGAAUGCAGUGAUUAUGUUGUACAUAUCUGGUGCCAGAUGGUUUGUUUGUUUUCUAGAGGCAUAUUGUUGGACAAGAACGGGAGAAAGGCAAGCCACAAGAAUGAGAGCUAAAUAUUUGAAAGCAGUGUUAAGGCAGGAUGUGGAAUACUUUGAUUUGCAUGUCACCAGCACAGCAGAGGUUAUCACAAGCGUCGCUAAUGAUAGUCUUGUGAUUCAAGAUGUUAUCAGCGAAAAGCUUCCGAACUUUCUGGUGAAUGUUGCCACAUUUAUCGGGAGCUAUGUGGUAGGAUUCUUGAUACUAUGGAGGCUAACCAUUGUUAUAUUUCCCACUGUUCUGCUUCUGGUAAUUCCUGGAAUGAUUUGUGGAAGGGCUGUGAUGAAUUUAGCAAGGAAAAUGGCAGAAGAGUACAACAAGGCUGGAACAAUUGCAGAACAGGCAAUCUCUUCUAUAAGAACUGUUUAUUCAUUUGUUGGUGAAACCAAAACCAUCAACGAGUUCUCUUCGGCCCUUGAAGGCUUAGUCAAUUUGGGGGUAAAGCAAGGAUUGGCUAAAGGAUGGGCUAUUGGAAGCAGCAAUAUUAAUUAUGCUAUUUGGUCUUUCAUAGCUUAUUAUGGUAGUAGAAUGGUCAUGUACCAUGGUGCUCAAGGAGGAAACGUGUAUGCCGUUGGCACUGCCAUUGCUCUUGGUGGCCAGGCGUUAGGAACUGGAUUAUCAAACCUGAAGUCCAUAUCAGAAGCACUAUCAGCAGGAGAGCGUAUAAUGGAGGUUAUAAAAAGAAUUCCCAAGAUUGAUUCGUACAACAUGGAAGGUCAAAUUCUGGGUUCCGUUUCAGGCGAAGUUGAGUUUAGACAUGUAGAAUUUGCAUACCCAUCAAGGCCAGAAAGCAUAAUCUUCAAAGACUUAUGCCUAAAAAUUCCAGCUGGAAAGACAGUGGCCUUAGUGGGUGGUAGUGGCUCAGGAAAAUCCACAGUAAUUUCACUUUUACAGAGGUUUUAUGACCCACUUGGAGGUGAUAUUCUUCUUGAUGGAGUUGCUACUGAUAAAUUACAACUGAAGUGGCUGAGAUCACAAAUGGGUCUUGUGAGCCAAGAGCCUGUACUAUUUGCCACCACAAUUAAAGAAAACAUCCUUUUCGGCAAGGAAGAUGCCACAAUGGAAGAGAUUGUUGAAGCAGCGAAAGCUUCUAAUGUUCAUCGUUUUAUCUCUCAGUUACCUCAGCAGUAUGAUACCCAGGUGGGGGAGAGAGGAGUUCAAAUGUCAGGGGGGCAAAAACAAAGAAUUGCCAUUGCACGAGCUGUAAUCAAAGCACCCAGAAUUCUUCUCUUGGAUGAGGCAACAAGCGCCCUCGACUCUGAAUCUGAGCGUGUGGUGCAGGAAGCCUUAGACAACGCCGCUGUUGGACGCACCACUAUCAUCAUCGCUCACCGUCUCUCAACCAUCCGCUACGCCGAUGUGAUUGCCGUCAUCCAAAAUGACCAUGUCAUGGAAACAGGUUCCCACGACGAGCUUAUCCAAGAUGAAAAUAGUCAUUAUACUUCACUUAUUCAUCUUCAACAAACUGAAAAAGAACAAACAACAACCCCAGACGAGACGAUGUUGACAAACCUCACUUCUUCAUCGAUGAGUGACCCAUCUUUCAGAUCAAGCUUGGAUGUAAACCCAAGAAGAGGUGAUGAUGAUGAUGAAGAUGAUGAUCGAAGAAAUAGUAAUAUAGAAGAUUACAAGAAAAAGUUGCCUGCGCCAUCGUUUAGAAGAUUGUUAGCUUUGAAUCUACCUGAGUGGAAGCAAGCAAGCUUAGGGUGUUUAAGUGCAAUCUUGUACGGUGCUGUGCAACCUGUUUAUUCCUUAAUCAUAGGGUCUAUGGUAAAUGUUUUUUUCUUGAAAGAUCACAAUGAGAUUAAAGAGAAGACGAAGUUCUAUGCUUUGUGUUUGAUUGGGUUAGCAUUGUUCUCUUUACUGGUUAAUUUAAGCCAACAUUACAAUUUCGCGUACAAGGGAGAGUGCUUAACCAAGAGGAUCAGAGAGAGGAUGCUUUCAAAGAUGCUCACUUUUGAAGUUGGAUGGUUUGAUCAAGAUGAAAACUCAAGUGGUGCUAUUUGCUCCCGACUAGCAAAAGAUGCAAAUGUGGGGAGAUCUUUAGUGGGUGAUCGUAUGUCUCUCCUUGUACAAACUGUAUCGGCUGUAUCCAUAGCUUUCGCUUUGGGAUUAGUCAUUGCAUGGAGGCUUGCUUUAGUUAUGAUAGCAGUCCAGCCGCUUUUGAUAGUAUGCUUUUAUAGUAAGAAAGCUCUACUAAAAAAUAUGUCAAACAAGGCCAUAAAAGCACAAGAAGAAAGUAGCAAGCUUGCUGCGGAAGCUGUUACCAACUUGAGAACCAUCACAGCAUUCUCCUCCCAAGACAGAAUCCUGAAAAUGCUAGAAAAAGCUCAGGAAGGUCCACGAAGAGAGAGUGUCAGACAAUCAUGGUAUGCAGGAAUCGGCCUUUCCUUCUCCCAAAGCUUAACAUCUUGUACUUUGGCUUUGGAUUUUUGGUAUGGUGGCAAGCUUUUGACAGAGGGCUUCAUCACUUCCCAGGGCUUUUUGGUGACCUUUUUGAUCCUAGUGAGCACAGGCUAUCUCAUAGCUACUGCUGGUAGCAUGACCACAGAUCUUGUUAGAGGCUCAGAUGCUGUAAGGUUAGUCUUUUCUGUAUUAGAUCGGUAUACAAGAAUUAAGCCUGACGAUUCUGAGAGCUACCAACCUGAAAAUAUAACAGGUUAUAUAGAACUUCAAGAUGUACAUUUUGCAUAUCCCACUAGACCUGAUGUGAUAAUUUUCAAAGGCUUUUCUAUCAACAUUGAAGCUGGAAAAUCAAUCGCAUUGGUCGGACAAAGUGGAUCUGGAAAAUCAACGAUUAUCAGUUUAAUCGAACGAUUUUACGAUCCUCUAAAAGGUGUGGUCAAAAUUGAUGGUCAAGAUAUUAGAUCAUACAACCUUAAGUCAUUGAGAAGGCAUAUUGCACUUGUUAGUCAAGAGCCUACUUUGUUUUCUGGUACUAUCAGAGAAAACAUUAUAUAUGGUGUACAUAACGACAUUGAUGAAUCACAGAUCAUUGAGGCAGCUAAAGCAGCCAAUGCUCAUACUUUCAUAGCAGGAUUGAAUCACGGAUAUGAUACCUGGUGUGGGGAAAGGGGGGUACAAUUAUCAGGAGGCCAAAAACAACGUAUUGCGCUAGCUCGAGCUAUAUUGAAAAAUGCUACAGUAUUGCUAUUAGAUGAGGCAACCAGCGCUCUUGACAGUCAAUCUGAGAAACUAGUGCAAGAGGCCCUUGAACACAUGAUGAUUGGAAGAACUAGUGUGGUGGUAGCACAUAGAUUAAGUACCAUACAAAAUUGUGAUCUCAUCACUGUGUUAGAUAAGGGACAAGUGGUCGAGAAUGGAAACCACCAGUCCUUAUUGGCCAAAGGUCCCACGGGAGCUUAUUACACAUUAGUUAGCCUCCAAAGGACACCGAAUAGCUGUUCUGCAGCGUCGCAAGUGUAG